Molecule: messenger RNA, 405 nt
Organism: Penicillium waksmanii
Lineage: Eukaryota; Fungi; Ascomycota; Eurotiomycetes; Eurotiales; Aspergillaceae
Exons: 1
Coding region: 1-405 (134 amino acids)
Source: RefSeq, a predicted model, not a curated record
AUGACAACAACAUCAACUUCAGCCUCAACCCCAGCCUGGAUCUCAGCGUCCCAACUCAGAACAUACGCUACAAGCACAAGCACAGCAACAGCAACAGCAGACAAUCUAAUCGAAGAACUCCAAGACCUCUACGAAAUCGCCAAAGACGAAUUCGAAAUCGCAACCGAUUCCACAGACGGCUCAACGAUCUACGCCGCCUCAGACCGGGAGUCAGCGCGCGACGCGCUGAAUCAACUCGUCACAGUUUAUGAACUUUAUACCGGGGCCAAGGUUGCGAAGACACAUGCUGAUGGGGAUGGUGGUGCCGCUGCCGCUGCCGCGGGUGAGAGCGGGGCUGAGGCAGGUGUUGUUGAGACGAAUUUUGAUCCGGAGGGGGUUAGUGAGGAGGUUAGGGGGGGAGGUUAG